AUGUAAGCGCGUCUCUACGAUGCGCCUAUUACUCCUUACAACUCCUGCAUCAUGAUGCCUCCUCCUGUGAGACGCUAUCUAUCCCUCACGCUCGUCUCUGUUCUUAUUUUCGUCAUCCUCUUCAAUUUGGCCGCCAGACUACCUGGUCACGCCUAUCGCCAUACUAGAUCACCACCGCGAGCACAUCGACCGAUCGACGAGGUUCUGCAUCCUGGUUUCCUAAAGCCGAAGUUUCGAUGGAAGGACGUAAAGCUCAAGCACCCGGUCCACAAGUACGUCAAGAUUCCCCAAGGGCCCCGAGUCGAUAUACCCCGUGUGCAGCACAGCUUCGAACAAGAGUCGAAGGACCAUGCUGUUUGGCGAAAGAGCUGUUUGAGUGCAGUUAAGGAAGCCUUUCUGCACUCUUGGAUGGGAUACAAGGAACACGCAUGGCUGCAAGAUGAAGUUGCGCCCAUCAGUGGAAAUGCACGAAAUCCGUUCGGGUCAUGGGGGGCAACAUUGGUGGACAGCUUGGACAGCCUGUGGAUUAUGGGCCUGAAGAAGGAUUUCGAAAUGGCGGUCUCGGCCAUUAAGAAGGUGGACUUUAUCUCGACGCCCACGUCAGAAGUCAAUGUUUUUGAGACUACAAUACGAUAUCUGGGAGGUCUGCUUGCGGCAUACGAUGUGAGUGGACAACGGUAUCCAGUUCUGUUAAAGAAGGCGAUACAAUUGGGCGAGAUGUUGUACCUUGCCUUUGACACGCCUAAUCGAAUGCCGAUGACUCGAUGGAAUUGGCAGAAAACGGCACUAGGCGAAGACCAGGAGGCUAAGAGAUCCUCGCUUCUCGCUGAGGUCGGAUCGCUUACUCUGGAAUUCACCCGGCUUUCUCAGAUCACUGGUGAUAUGAAAUGGUAUGAUGCAGUAGCUCGCGUCACAGACGCCUUCGAGAGGGCUCAACCCCAUACUCAGUUGCCCGGCCUAUGGCCCACUCUGGUCAACACCAAGGACGCAGACUUCGCACGCGACACUACCUUUACACUGGGAGGGAUGGCCGAUAGCCUCUAUGAAUACUUACCGAAGCAGCAUCUUAUGCUAGGAGGCCAGACAUCCCAGUACGAGUCCAUGUUUCGUACUGCUCUCGCCGCUGCCAAGGAGAGUGUCUUCUUUCGCCCACUGAACUCAGAGAAUCGUAAGAUGCUUCUCUCGGGCACAGUGAAGCGACACUCUCACUCUCGAACCAAGCUAUUGCCUCAGGCAGAGCAUUUGGCAUGUUUCGCGGGUGGCAUGGUUGCGUUGGCAGCCAAGAUUUUUCAGCAGCCAGACGAAAUGGACACAGCUCGGGAACUUGUAGACGGCUGUCUGUGGGCAUAUAAUUCGACCAUUUCUGGCAUCAUGCCUGAAAUCUUCACUGCACUCCCUUGCAAGGAGGCAGACUGGAAUGACUGUGCCUGGAGUGAGGAUACUUGGCUUCACGCAGUAGCGGAGAAGGCGAAUCACGGCACUGCACGUGCAGGGUAUGAGAAAGAGGCUCACCAAGAGAUCGCCAGCAAAGGAUUAGCUCCUGGGUUCGUUGCAAUCAACGACGCUCGCUAUAUUCUGCGGCCAGAAGCUAUCGAAUCGGUUUUUGUGCUGUACAGAAUCACAGGUGAUGUUCGGCUUCAGCACCAGGCUUGGGAGAUGUUCCAGGCAAUCACAAACGCAACGAGAACUCCAAUCGCGUUUGCUGCCCUGAAAGACGUAACGCAGCUGGAGUCGCCCCUCAUCGACAGUAUGGAAAGCUUUUGGACCGCCGAAACGCUGAAAUACUUCUAUCUCAUAUUUAGUGAUCCCAGUGUCAUCAGCCUCGAUGACUAUGUGCUCAAUACUGAGGCACACCCACUGCUGAGACCGUAGAAGGCAAUAGAGCUAGAGGAAGCCACGAACAGACAUGGAACAAAGGGCAUUCCCAUUGAUACCUAGUAAUACAUCUUGUAUAGAUUUCCUGGACGCGAGGUUGCUCGUUUGCACAGUGAUGGUGGCGUCGACCAGCCCCACUGAGGAGCUGCCUAGGUACCUUA
Molecule: messenger RNA, 2036 nt
Organism: Sphaerulina musiva SO2202
Lineage: Eukaryota; Fungi; Ascomycota; Dothideomycetes; Mycosphaerellales; Mycosphaerellaceae
Product: glycoside hydrolase family 47 protein
Exons: 3
Coding region: 52-1872 (606 amino acids)
Biological process (GO): N-glycan processing; carbohydrate metabolic process
Cellular component (GO): Golgi membrane; endoplasmic reticulum
Molecular function (GO): mannosyl-oligosaccharide 1,2-alpha-mannosidase activity; calcium ion binding
Source: RefSeq, a predicted model, not a curated record